Vigna umbellata (rice bean) is the source of this 769-nucleotide messenger RNA. RefSeq names its product LDL receptor wingless signaling/trafficking chaperone. Lineage: Eukaryota; Viridiplantae; Streptophyta; Magnoliopsida; Fabales; Fabaceae. The record is from RefSeq and is a predicted model, not a curated record.
CUAAAUCAUGAUACACAACACUUCUUACAAAACUCACUCACACCACACUCUUCACCAAUAAGCUUAUUUCCAAUCCUUUCACAUUCAUUUCAUCUUCUUCCUAAUGACAUUCGAACGCCUUCACACUCUCCUUCUCUUUCUCCUCCUAGCGUCCACAAUUUCCCAUUUUGCCCUCGCCGGGAAGCGCAAGGUCCACAUCACCGACGACUUGGACGACGUGUUCGACGACGAGGAGGACGAUGCGUGGAAGGAAUGGGGCAAGAAACCUGAACCCUCUUUUCCCCCCUCCGAUAUUUCCAAGAUGGAUCCCUCGCAGAUUCAGGAGGAGAUGAAGAAGCGCCAUGCCGGACCCGUCAUCGGAUUCGUCAAGCUCCGGUUUGGGGUUCGCCGGACUCCGGACAUGGUAGCUGAAUUUGCCAUGAAAUGGACACAUAUUCUGAGAACUGGAGCUGUUGGAGUAAGGUUUAUGGGUGUUGAUCUGAAUACAAUCAUGUUCAACUUGGAAAGCAUCAAAUUCUUGGAGGAGUUGAAGGAAUUUGUCUUGGACCAAUCAGAGGCUUAUGAGAUUAAAAUGGGGGAUGAAUUUUUUAGAAGACCUGGAGAUCCACCUCUAGAUGAAGUUAUUGAGAAGCUCAACAGUGAGAAAGCCAAAGCAGAUAAUGCUGAUACAGAGGAAAUUAAUCAAAAUGAUAAAACGGAGUUGUAACAAUCGGUAUAGACAUAAUUCUAUAGAAGUUGAGAUAAAGCAGUUGAGUCACUCAUUUUCAAU